Molecule: messenger RNA, 1588 nt
Organism: Scatophagus argus
Lineage: Eukaryota; Metazoa; Chordata; Actinopteri; Scatophagidae
Gene: gja13.1
Product: gap junction protein alpha 13.2
Exons: 2
Coding region: 182-1042 (286 amino acids)
Biological process (GO): cell communication
Cellular component (GO): connexin complex
Source: RefSeq, a predicted model, not a curated record
GGGUACAACGUGACAUUAAAGCCAGAUGUGGCUUGCGUAAUGUUGUCCUUCAUCAGCCGUGCCGUCCUCAGCCAGCCCAGAACUCCAAGGUCCAACCUCUAAGUUAACGAUCUCUGCGAGUCACAGACAGUCUUUCCUGACCAGGUCAGCAGAUCACUAACGGAAUACAUCACCUACAAAGAUGGGCGACUGGGGAUUCCUGUCAUCAUUGCUGGACAAGGUCCAGUCCCACUCCACGGUCAUUGGGAAGAUCUGGAUGAGCGUCUUGUUCCUGUUCAGGAUCAUGGUUUUGGGUGCGGGUGCUGAGAGCGUCUGGGGUGAUGAGCAGUCAGGUUUCGUCUGUAACACUCAACAACCUGGUUGUGAGAACGUCUGCUACGACUGGACCUUCCCCAUUUCGCACAUCCGCUUCUGGGUCCUCCAGAUCAUCUUUGUCUCCACGCCAACGCUCGUCUAUCUGGGCCACGCCAUGCACGUCAUCCACAAGGAGAACAAGCUGAGGGAGCAGCUCUCGAGCCCCGGGGGGAACCAGCUGCUCAAAAUGCCCAAAUACACGGAUGAUAAGGGAAAGGUGAAGAUCAAGGGGAACCUGCUGGGGAGCUACCUGACCCAGCUGGUGUUCAAGAUCGUCAUUGAGGGUGCCUUCAUCUUGGGCCAGUACUACCUGUACGGCUUCAUCAUGGUCCCCAUGUUCCCCUGCUCUAAGAAGCCCUGUCCCUUCACUGUGGAGUGCUACAUGUCCCGGCCCACAGAGAAGACCAUCUUCAUCAUCUUUAUGCUGGUGGUGGCCUGCGUCUCCCUGUUUCUCAACGUCAUCGAGGUCUUCUACCUGCUUUGUACCAGAGUCAAAUGUGGGUCCAGGCCUCGCCCUCACAAGAUCAAUUCAGCGGAAAACCCUGCCACUCUGCUGGUUCCCAGUUGGCCGACUGUGGAGGACGCACUCAAGCAGAACAAGAUGAACAUGGAGCUGGACAACAGCCGGAGCAUCGGUGGAAGUCUGGAUGGAGCCAAAGAGGAGAAACGACUGCUGAGUGGUCAUUAAAGCAUUCCUCCUCCCACAGUUCCUCUUUCAGAUACGUCUGAGAGACUGUAAUGAAGAGUUCAUACAAUGUGGUGUAAAAACCAUGACAGAACAUCAAGAAAAAGCUGUAUCGUUGUAUCGUGAGAAAAUAUAUCAUAGUGCCACAUCUCUGGAGUUUUACAUUUAUUUUGUAUUCUUUCAUGGGAAAUCUAAUAAUGAAAAGUGUGCAAUAUUGAUAAUGUAUUUAUGUUCUUCGAUGCUCACUUGUUAAUCUAUGAGCAGGGGCGUAGGACAAGGGGGGGAAAGGGGACUGAGAACAUGCAUGAACAGUGUCCAGAGUCUUGUGCUACGCCCCUGAAUUUUGAAUUUGCCCGGUUAUUGAAUGUGUCCAUUAACUUAUUGCCAUGUUAUCUUGGACUUGAAAUAAUUUUGUGAAGAUGAUGCUGAUGAUGAUUGUGGCGAAGACUACUGUUGUUUCUACUAUUACAUAGUAGAGAUGUUUUUGUAUGGUGUGUUGUUUUGAAUGAAUGAUUAAAGUUGGAUUUAAAAAAAAAUACUUUCGUGACU